Molecule: messenger RNA, 843 nt
Organism: Lindgomyces ingoldianus
Lineage: Eukaryota; Fungi; Ascomycota; Dothideomycetes; Pleosporales; Lindgomycetaceae
Product: DUF55-domain-containing protein
Exons: 2
Coding region: 19-843 (274 amino acids)
Cellular component (GO): nucleus
Source: RefSeq, a predicted model, not a curated record
CCACAAUCCACUUCAAUCAUGGCCGGCACACGAAAGUCCACGCGCAAAUCAACUUCUGCUGCCCCCAAGUAUGCGGAAUCGGACUCGGAAUCUUCGGAACAAAAGGCGCGGAAAAGCAAUGGCGCAAAGCCAACGCGUCGGAAACGCGCUCGGGAAGACGACCCAGAUGUGAAGGAGGACGGAUCUCCACCGCCCAAGAAGCCCACAAAAUCCAAAUCCCAAACUUCUAAACCCACCAAAGAUUCCACCCUCAAGCCCACGAAAGCCCCCGUAACCCUCCCAACCCCUUCCUCCACCACAAAUCGGGACUCCACUGGCGCCCAAGAAGUCUUUUGGCUCCUAAAAGCCGAGCCCCUCCCUCGGUACGAGAACGGCGUCAACGUCGCCUUCUCCAUUGACGAUCUAAGAGCCUGCACAGAACCCGAGCCAUGGUCCGGCGUCCGCAACCCGCAAGCCCGGAACAACAUGCAGGCGAUGCGGAAAGGGGACUUAGGAUUCUUCUACCACUCUAACGCCAAACCAUCUGGAGUUGUAGGGAUACUGAGGGUGGUGGAGGAGGCGAAGGUUGAUGAGACGGCGUUUGAUGAGAAGGAUCCGUACUUUGAUCCUAAGAGUGAGAGGGAGAAACCGAAGUGGUAUUGUGUGAGCGUCGAGUUUGUGAGGAAAUUUGAGGGGGUGGUAGAUUUGGCGAGCAUUAAGGGUUUUGCAGGAGCUGGGGGGGCGUUGGAAGGGAUGCCGUUGGUUACGAAUUCGAGGCUAAGUGUUAGUAGGGUUAGUAGGAAGGAAUGGGAGUUUAUUUUAGGGCUCGCCGAGGGGGAAGGCGGGGGAGUAGGGACGAACUAA